AUGGAAGUGACCACAUCAAAUAUGCAAAACAUCAGUACAACAAAUGUAACUGACGAGGGCGGCACCGAUUACAUAGACCCGUAUUUUGAGCUGAGACAAUCUCUCAACAUCAUGACUCUUGUUAUCUACUGCCUGGCCUUUGUUCUCGGUGUUCUCGGGAACGGAGCAGUUAUCUGGGUGACUGGAUUCAAGAUGAAGAAAACCGUCAACACAGUUUGGUUCCUCAACCUGGCUGUGGCUGACUUCCUCUUUACAGCAACUUUGCCCCUCAGUGUCACAUACUUGGCUUCAGAUUUCCACUGGCCUUUUGGCAAAUUCAUGUGUAAACUCAACAGCACAUUCAAUUACCUGAAUGUCUUUGCAAGUGUCUUCACUCUGAUGGUGAUCAGCGUGGACAGAUUAGUGUCAGUGGUGUGGCCUGUCUGGGCCCAGAACCAUCGUAAUGUACGCAAGGCGUCCUAUGUGAGUCUGGGUGUUUGGUUGCUGGCUCUGGUUCUCUGCUCUCCACACUUUGCCUUUAGGGACACAGCACCUGUUCCUCACAAUCCAGAUGUGAUUAACUGCUACAGCAAUUAUGCUCUUUUUGCUGACCUUGAGUCAGAACAUCUAUAUGAGCUGAUAGUCCUGCGUUAUCAGGCUUUGGUCAUUACCAACUUUAUCCUGGGAUUUGUUGUCCCCUUCACUGUCAUUGUCUCCUGUUAUGCUGUGAUAAUCCAUCGUCUCAGGAAAAACCGCACCCUGGCCAGCCAAUCAACUCGUACAUUUAAGAUCAUUGCUGCAGUUAUAAUCACAUUUUUCUUCUGCUGGGCCCCCUUUCACAUCUUCUCUUUGAUCAACAUGCAUCAUUUGGUGACCAAUUAUGAAAAUGAAACACUGGACCAUGUCACCACCAUCGGGAUCCCCAUCGCUACCAGCCUGGCUUUCAUUAACAGCUGUCUGAACCCACUGCUGUAUGUGUUUGUUGGGCGGGAUUUCAGGGAUAAAGUCUGUCACUCUAUCCUGAAAAUGUUGGAGACUGCCUUCCAGGAUGAGGACACUGGUUCUCACACCUACACAAACUCAGCAAACACUGGUCAGACCAAAGACAGGUCAGUGGACAGUACUGGGAUGUAGAAAUGAAUGUACAAUGAAUGAUUAUCAAACUCUGUCGAUGCAUUGUCUUUGGUAAAUGUGGCAUAAUGAUGAAUAAAAAAUGUACCUUUCUCUGUAAAAAAAAUCUGAAUUUAAAUUAUUUUUCAAUCUUUUCGACAUUAUACCAACACGAAACGUCUCAUGAUUAAUAAAAUUACUUUUUAUCAUUGGACUUUUUUUUCUAAAAUCCAGUACAGAUACAAGAUGACAAUGUGUGGCUAACAAAUACAUAUCUAUUGUACUUACACUAUGGUCAGUGUAAAACUGCCAGGCUGCAGGGUGUUAACUAAUUCCUGAAGGUCAGACUUUAUUUAACAUGUAUGGUGCCUCAAAUCCUUUUUUCCCAGAAAUAACAUCUAUAUUAAAGGGGCACUUUUAUAUAGAUAACAUUUUAUAUAUUAUAUAACAUUUAUUUCAAUCUGUUCAAAAGAUAUGACAUAUUUUGGAUAUGGAUACAGAUGAACAAGAGGGAUUUGAAGGUGAAAAAGUUACAACACUUAUUGCAGCAACUGUGUGGCUUACCCUCUGAACACCACAGGGUGGAGCCUGUGUCACAAAAAACCCUUGUAUGUCGGUAUGAGUCGUCUCACGCUUUCAGUGUCCUGAACAGUUCUUCUUGAGUUGAUCAUAUUUGGCUAAGGUUUGCCUGCAUGAUCAUUUAAGCAAUAAUAAUAAUAAUAAUAAUAAUAAUAAUAAUAUCAGACUGCCUGCGUCUUGUAAGACAGCAAGUAGGGAAAUCAUUUGUUUCCCGCACGUGUUGCUCUGUGGUUUCAGAAAGACAUUAUGCCACUAUGGAGAGCAACAGGAUGUUGUGUUAUCACUGUUUUGUGAGAAGUCACAAAGAGCUGUCCUAUCCCCAAAAAUAAAUUUCAAGAAGGCAGAAUAUUUUUAGAUUAUACAAAAGUAUACAAGCCUCUAAAAAUCAUUCUACGUUAUCCAUUAAACAAAAAUGGGAGAAGGAGUCAGGAAUACAAAUAUCAGAAGAGACCUGGAUAGAAAUAUGUGAGACACAAGCGAACACUGCAAAUUCAAGAUCUUUAAGAGAGUUCAGCUGGAAGAAUGUGGUGAGAUUUUUCAUAACCCCUAAAUUAACAGCACUGCAAACAGGCACACAGAACCGAGGCUACUGCUGGAGAUAAUGUGGAACCCCUAUGGCUAAUCACUUUCAUAUUUUUUGGGCCUGUUUCCAAAAGUCAUUUUGGAGGGAGGUAUCAACCGAGAUAAAUAAAAUAAUGGGGGUGGAUUUAGACUUUGUUGUUUUAUAUCUCUCUGUAAAAUCCCGGAAACAGUCCUACAUAAGGACAGGUACCUGUUAAAGAUUCUUUUGGCAAGUGGUAGGAACGCCAUAACAAGAAGGUGGUUACAACCAGAUUCCCCAACACUGAACCAGUGGCACAGGAUUGUCCAAGAAAUUCACUGUACGGAGAGACUUACUUUUGUUUUAAGAUUUCAGUUGGAGAAAUGUUUGAAAUGCUGGGGAAAAUGGACUGGAUAUGCACCUUGAAUCGUGUGACAAUUGCUAUGAUUUAUGUGUACUUGUAUAUAUGUAUCAAUGUGUAAAAGAAUAUUUACAUUUCAACUGUAUCACCCAUGAUGACCUCAUGUUCUGUAAAUAAAUAAAAAGUUUUUUUUUAAAAAGAAGAAGGCAGAAUAUUUUUAAUGGAAUAAGGCCAAUUAUAGGCCCUUACCUGUCAGACUGAGCCUCCCACCUGACACUCAUUCCCAUCCAAUCAGACGGCUUUUUGAUGGGUCAUAUACCUGCCCUUGAUAGUGGUGCUAUUGAGUCUUUCAGCUGAGGUUUUGUUGUUUACAUAAAUAACUGCACAAGGAAUUUUUGUUGUUUGUUGUGCUUUUUGUAUGUAAUGUCACAGUGCUACUUGUAUUAAUAAUUUGAAAUCUCUAAGGAAUAUCAUAAUGAACACACCCUGACAGUACCCCCUGUAGCCCUUUCAAAAAUUCCCAGAGGGAAUUUUCUAGCUUGUUUUACAGUUGACCAAACUUAUCACAAUAGAAGGUGGUUACACAAACGUCCAAAGGAGCCACAUGUCAUGAGUGCCUGUGUGAACACAUGCAUGUGCAUAAUAGGUGCUCUAAGAUACCAAUGAAAAAUAGCACCACUCUACCUGCUUUGCUUUGAUGAAUACUGUAUAUUGAUCUGCUUUCAGGCAAGUAGACUAAUGGUAACCUUUUAUUUUCAUUAGUGUAUGUGGGCCUAACAAGAAGGAUUGUUUGAGGGAUAAGAAAGGCUCACAUAGUUUUGGUAUAUGAUGAUAUGAAAUUCUCUGGUUGCAGAUCAGGUGGUGAUGGGUUAGAAUUCCUGCACUCGGUCAUGUAUUUAAUAUAUGACAGUAUUGUGACAUAUUGAUCAGGUAGUUUACUCUUCAUGCUGCUACGGUGCUCAUGGGAAUGGCCUGAAUGUUAGACAUGUUCAAGCCCACACUUAUCCAGUAGAUAGAUACUGACUGUAUAUGUCAGCUUCAGGUACAUAUCUUUUGGAAAUUUAAGAUACUAUGUCAUAACUCCCCAAUUCAACAUGUAAACUUAAUCUGUGAGAAGUUCAGGGUCAAGAUGCCAAAUCCAAAUCAUUUCUGCUCUUACAUUAAAAUUUGAUUGAAACAAUGUGACUUGACUGACUGAUAUAAGGAUUUUGAAUUCUGAAUGACACCCAGAGUUUUCUUUUAACUCUUCAAGAGAAGAUGCAAGAGGGAUAUGUAGUAUAUUUGCCCUAUAUCAUCCCUUAUAGGUGACCUGUCUGAAAUGACUGACUUGAUUUGGACAUUAGCUUGAGAUGGAUCAUAUGUAUCUGUUUGUUACUUUUAUAACUCUUAUAUCUGGUGUCCGGUGCUUUUAACAUGAAUUCAGAUGCUUUGAAAUGUUUUUUUUUCUUCUUUUUUCAUGAUAUUAUCAAAUGAAUCCCGUGACAAAGAAAACAUUUCUUAAGAGAGGUGACUCAGCACAUCAAACAGGAUGCUGACAGGAAGAAACAAAUUGUGAACGAUAUGGACUUCUGCAAUUUCUCUGAACCCACUAUUAUUUAGGUUGUCUCCACCAAUAUAGUUUGCUUUCAGCAGUAGAUAGACAGCAUAGUUUUAAAAAGACAGAAAGAUGAGCUGUCAUAAUAUAAGAUAUUUUACAGAAGUUGAGUUUAAAAAAUCAAUGGAUGGCAAUAACAAUGAGGAAGUUUUUACAUACUAUUGGAUUAUCAAAUAUGCAAACAAAACUGAUUGAAUAUCUGGUCACUUUUCUUUUUUGUUUACCAGUGAUGACCCUGAUUUCCUCUUUUGUUUUAUUAAUCAUAGAUGUCAAGGGGACAAGUCAACAGGUCAAUGUUUUGUACAUUUUUCAUGUUGCUCCACCUUUAUUUGGGAAUUGACGUCAUAGCCACAAAUAAACCUGUAUAAAUUCAAGUCAUUCGGACAGUUUGUGCAACAAAUCCUUCCUCAACCUCACAGGAAGCUUUGGGAAAGGUAUGUUUUUGCGAUUUAAUUUUUUAGAUUCAUCACUCAAUGUUGUUAAAAACAAAUGCAACAACCAAACUGUGUGACCUCUUACUUUGAAUUGUAAUAUUCAAAAAGAUUUGAAACCUACACAUUAAACACAAGCAGUUUGUUGUAGGAAUUAGCUGUUUCAAAUUCAAUCCAGUCAAGACCUGAAUAUGUUGAAUUUUGUUCUGUCACAUCCUGUUUACGGGUCAUGUUUUAUGUUUUAUGGAUCCUUUAAAUCCACAUAAGUGUCUUUAUUGACACACUUAGAGUAAUGGAGAAAUAAAUGUAACAUGUCAACAGGUACAAUUUUAAAUAAUGUUGACAAUACUCAGGAAUUGAUUAGAAAAAUACACUUACACAGUAAAGGAACACUAAUGCUUUCUUUAAUAAAGGUGGGAAUAACUGUUUAACAGUGUCAGUAAAACCUUUUUAAACAGCAACACAUUUAUUUAAACUUGACAUUUCAGUCGGCUACUAUUCAGAAGUCUUUGAAGGAAAAUAAAAAUCAUCAAGCAGUGGUAAAAAGAGACAAGAACAACAACAGCAUAAAAAGGAGGUAUGGAAUAAACAACAGAAAAUAGAUAACAAAAUAUAUGGACUAAGUUAUAAUGACCUGAUGUCUUUCUUUGUUUGUUUUGCCAUUGCAGUACGAUUAUGGAGUCCACAACUGCACGAUUACACCAACUAACAGCAAAUGCUCCUGCCAGAAAUGACUCUUCAUUUCAAAACAAGGAUUUUGAGCUGAAACAGUUUCUCAACAUCAUGACUCUUGUUAUUUACUGCCUGGCCUUUGUUCUUGGUGUUCUCGGGAACGGAGCAGUUAUCUGGGUGACUGGAUUCAAGAUGAAGAAAACCGUCAACACAGUUUGGUUCCUCAACCUGGCUGUGGCUGACUUCCUCUUUACAGCAACUUUGCCCCUCAGUGUCACAUACUUGGCUUCAGGUUUCCACUGGCCUUUUGGCAAAUUCAUGUGUAAACUCAACAGCACAUUCAAUACCCUGAAUGUCUUUGUGAGUGUUUACAUUCUGGUGGUGAUCAGUGUGGACAGAUUAGUGUCAGUAGUGUGGCCUGUCUGGGCCCAGAACCAUCGUAAUGUACGCAAGGCGUCCUAUGUGAGUCUGGGUGUUUGGUUGCUGGCUCUGAUUCUCACAUCUCCGCACUUUGCCUUCAGGGACACAGCACCUUCUCCUCACAAUCCAGAUGUGAUUAUCUGCUACAACAAUUAUGCUCUUUUUGUUGACCACAAGUCCGAAUCUGUGUAUGAGCUGGUAGUCCUGCGUUAUCAGGCUAUGACCAUCACCUGCUUCAUCCUGGGAUUUGUUGUCCCCUUCACUGUCAUUGUCUCCUGUUAUGCUGUGAUUAUCCAUCGUCUUAGGAAAAACCGCACUCUGGCCAGCCAAUCAACUCGUACCUUUAAGAUCAUUGCUGCAGUUAUCAUUGCAUUUUUCUUCUGCUGGGCCCCCUUUCACAUCCUCUCUUUGAUCAUCAUGCAUCACUCUGUGACCAAUUAUCAAAAUGAAACACUGAACCAUGUCACUACCAUUGGGAUCCCCAUCGCUACCACCCUGGCUUUCAUCAACAGUUAUCUGAACCCACUGCUGUAUGUGUUUGUUGGGCGGGAUUUCAGGGAUAAAGUCUGUCACUCUAUCCUGAAAAUGUUGGAGACUGCCUUCCAGGAUGAGGACACUGGUUCUCACACCUACACAAGCUCAGUAAACACUGGUCAGACCAAAGACAGGUCAGUGGACAGUACUGGGAUGUAG
Messenger RNA from Xyrichtys novacula (pearly razorfish), 6380 nucleotides. NCBI's taxonomy places the organism in Eukaryota, Metazoa, Chordata, Actinopteri, Labriformes, Labridae. The record is from the annotation of a GenBank genome assembly.